UUCGAUCGUCAAUCUUGUACAUUCGAUCAGAGAUCAACAGAGCAACGAGGCAGCACAGCACUUGAUCCGCAUUUAGUCUUUAGUUUUGCUUCUCUUACGUUGCGUGUUGCGUGUCGCGGGUGCAUCUCCUAACAAUCGCACAUAAUACUGCAAUUUACUUCGCUUACGGAACUCGAUAAUCAAGUGUUACUAGUGUUUCAGGAUAUAUUCGACCGCUUUCUACUGCAAAAAUGGAUAAUUCACUCACAGUUAACCCUGUGUACACGUCUAUUUGCACCACACUCUUUUUGUUACAAUAUGUGCAGCACAUAAUGGGCAAACAGCUCGCCCACGCCUCGCACCAUAACGCAGCAGCUAUCCAACACUGCUCAGCUAUUGAUGUGAAGGAUAAAAUUGUGGAGCUGCAAUGUAAUGCCAAGUGUGCGGUCGAUAGUGUGAGAACUACCAUGGAAGAUCCGCUAAUCUGUUUUCAACAGUGCCAAGCGUCUAUUUAUCGUGAACCACGACGUGGUUUCUGUCCGAGCAAGCGAAAUUUUACACUACCCGAACGCUCGCCAUUACUGCAGCUUACGUGCCUCGACAACUGCGUGUACGACUCGGAUUGUCCUUUUGUGCAGAAGUGUUGCGACAUUGGUUGCGGACCAGUCUGUGUCGAAGCGUUCGACGUGCGGGAGGAUGCGUUGUUGCCACCAAUACCGAAAAUCAUAAAUUCCAAAAUGGGGCGCGGAAACAAGGUGGAAAUCAGAAUUGAGUCUUCGGCCAAUUCUACCUACUACUGUCAUGUGGAAGUGCGGUAUCACUUCGGUAUGUCGUACGCUGAGCGAAAGCUUAGCCCGUGGCAAUGUCAGCUGGUGGAGAAAAUUGCCGAAAUUUCGGAUGCACGCAGUAAAAGAAUUGAUAUCUCCUUUAAUCUUAAACCUGGUUACUGGUACCAAGCGCGUGUAGCGGCAAUUAAUGCAUAUGGUUUCCGUGGCUAUUCUAAACCCUCCAAAGUAUUUCGCUUAACACACAAUCCCAAGCCUCCCAAGUCUCCUGCUGAUGUGCAAGUGGUUUCCGCCCUUUUUAAUGGUCACCACUUUAAAGUGAAAAUUGCUUGGUGCCCAUCGAAGUCGAAUUCGCCAAUUGAAAAGUAUAAAGUCAUAUGGUCGCUCUAUGUGAGAAAUAACGAUGAAUCAGUUAUAACGAAUGAAACAUACGUCAAAGAUACGCACUAUUUCGAAAUAAAGGAACUUUUGCCAGAGUCCAGCUACUACAUUCAAGUCCAAUCCAUAUCCAUCAAUGGCAGUCGUCGUUUAAAGUCAGACAAGUGCUCGAUACUGUAUAACACCACCCAACCGGCGGAGCCCUACAAACCACUCAAGUGUUCGCAUCACGGCCAUGAACAAGAACAAACUAUUGACACCAGCUUUGGAAAUCACCUAUCACGACCGCUUGAAAGAGUGCCCAAGCCAACUACUGCAUUAGCAGCAUCAACAGCUCAAGGGUAUGAAGUAAAUUAUCGGUUUAGUCGCAAGUUUGGCAUGAUUGUACAAAUAACGGGAUUUCUACCGCAUAAAGAGAAGGUUUACGAAUUAUGUCCAAAAGAAAGAAACUGCGAGCAGCGCGAAUACAGCGCCAUAAGGGUGAAGCAAGACGCAGUGGAAUUUAAUAGACUAAAAUUUGAUACCACUUAUGUGCUUAAAGCUUACAGAGCUAACUCUCUCGGCGAGUCAGCAAGAGCAUUGAAUGGUUCUUUCUCUUUUACGACACCGAAAUGUGAGACCUUCAAAAAUCGCUUUCCAAAAGUGCCUUUAAAAUGUUAAACGAAACGUGUUCAAAUAUGUACAAUAAUUUUUAUUAAGUUUAUUAUAAGUUUUUUAUAUUACGAAUUUACUAUAAAUUAAUUGAUCAAGAUUAUUUGGCCUUGAAAAAGGAAUCUGCGUUCAAUAUGUUCUAAGUAGUACUCAUAAAAAUAAGCUGCUAAUUUCUGCAUAUUUCAAAGAAAACACAAAAGUUUUUUUACUAA
Bactrocera oleae (olive fruit fly) is the source of this 2005-nucleotide messenger RNA. It is a transcript of the gene Kal1, whose product is annotated as Kallmann syndrome 1. NCBI's taxonomy places the organism in Eukaryota, Metazoa, Arthropoda, Insecta, Diptera, Tephritidae. Gene Ontology annotation, cellular component: extracellular region; cell surface. Gene Ontology annotation, biological process: neuron differentiation. The record is from RefSeq and is a predicted model, not a curated record. Gene Ontology annotation, molecular function: peptidase inhibitor activity; protein binding.